AUGAGGCUGAGAAAGGCUGUCGAGUGGAACGAACCUGCAAAUAUUGCUAACCUCGUCAGCCUCCGCCUUGGAAUCUUCAAUUUGUGCACUCUUCCCGAUGAGGGUAAAUGGUAUUUGGACGAGUUCCCUAAAGUGGCUAGAGAACGUUUUGCGAAGAAGAACGUGUACGAUAUCACCGGAUGCGAUUUGAACGUGACCUCUCCUCAUGAGGAACCGCUGCCGUCUACUUCCACGGGCUCUACUGAGACCAUAUUAAACUGUAGCGGACAUAAUUCAAGCAGUGAUUGCGCUCAUGAGAAGGAAGCGAAGCAACAGAAGCCAUGUUCAUCCCUUUCGCCAUCAUUUCGUGAAGCUAAUGGAAAUGACGACGGUGAAACCUCACAUCAGGCACUUGCCCCGCAUUCGCUGAAUUCAACGCUGAAUCAUUUAUCAACUUUACGAUCUUGCCUAAUGGGGAGUAAAAAAUCGCUGAGGAAACAAGUGAGCUUCUCUGACAGCAUUACGGCGUUCUUCUAUAAGGCCUCAGAUCGUGAACCAUCUCAGGUACCGGAGGAAGGCGAUGGGAAGUUUGCUGGAAAUUAUCGUGUGAGUUGA
Molecule: messenger RNA, 594 nt
Organism: Cooperia oncophora
Lineage: Eukaryota; Metazoa; Nematoda; Chromadorea; Rhabditida; Trichostrongylidae
Source: the annotation of a GenBank genome assembly